Molecule: messenger RNA, 3723 nt
Organism: Poeciliopsis prolifica (blackstripe livebearer)
Lineage: Eukaryota; Metazoa; Chordata; Actinopteri; Cyprinodontiformes; Poeciliidae
Product: transmembrane protein 125
Exons: 3
Coding region: 1851-2549 (232 amino acids)
Source: RefSeq, a predicted model, not a curated record
CGAUGCGGCGAGCAGGCGAAGGAGAGAAGCUGAGUCUGAGGACGGAGAGCCAACGGAGCCAGCGAGACGGGCACUGCAGCCGCUUGGAUCGGAACAUCCUGGUCCAAAAGGCUGAAGGUGCUCAGCGAGAAACAGCUGUGGGACUUUGCGGAGCCCACGCAUGGCUGAAUGUUAAAAAAGGACCUUCACGGCUGAGAAAGGAAGACAUCAGACUGACAAACCAAGUGCGCAGGUUUUCUUUUGUGAUUCCUGACAGAGAGGACAGUGACACUGACUCGGCCAUUGUCUCUGCACCGUUUCCGGAUAGAGUGAGGCUCCCUGAGGUCCUCGCCUGUCCAUUGUAUCAGAAGAGAGAAAAAAAGAAAAGUCCAGCUUGUCUACAUAAAGACCUAUUCAGCAUCAUUGCUCUUGGUCGACAAGAACAGAAUCCACCCAGAAAAGCAGUGUCCUUAGCCCCAAGCAAUUCCCUUCAUCCUUAGCCCCUUCUUCUCAAACCGCUUUACACCUAUUCCUCCCCCUCAGCCUCAAUCCACUUCCCAGCCUUAUCCCCCAUUUGAAGUCCCACAUGACAGCUCAAAAACAUCCGUUACCCUACCAAUCCACACGAGCCUCCUCUCCCUCAAGCCCCUGUGGCUCUUGGCACCAGUGCCCAUCACAUAGACAGAUGGAGCCAACCCUGACCCCUCUCUUCGCCCAUGGGGACGCCAAGAGAUUCAACGCCUGAGUAAAGGAGAGGGGCGGGGGUUGGAGUGAGAGUGAGCGUGAAGAAAAGGAACAGGAAAAGCAGGAGAGCAUCACACUGUCACCGCGGCAACACAUCACACAAUCUCCUGUGGACUCCCCAUCAGCUGUAGUCGAUGCUCUUGGAUAAAAUCACGCGCAGUGGGAAGUUCAGCCCAUGUUUUCCCCUUGGCAUGUUUUUACUUUGGGUGUUGGACAGAAAAAUCUUGCUCUAGCUGGUUUUUUGUCUGGGCAAGACGUCAUCAAAAUACUUGAUGAGGAAACCAAAGAUAUAGGAGGAAAACCAUUUUUCUAUGACAUACAGACUGAACACUAAUUUUAGAUAGAAGCGAGCACCAAAUGGAAACGGACUGAGAGAACUGAGUCAAUAAUUUGUUUCACCUGAGGAAACCAGAAGAAAGAAAUCUUGUGGGACUUCACACACUGUGGGUGUGCUUUUCCCUCCUGUUACCUGUGACAUUCAUGUAUGCGAUACAUGGCUAUUAACUUUGCACAGGAGCAUUAUCAGAUUCAUUUUCCUGAUGCCAAACUUUGCCUGAUUGGAUCCUGUUUUGUACGUUUCUCUGCAAAUGAUCAGGACUCAGAUGAACAUGCAAUGCCAGGCAACCAAUUUUAAGAGAGCCACGUUCCACAAUAAAUGAAGUACUAAUAGCCAGUGAAAUGAAUCCAGCUGGCCAACAUAACAGAGAGGGGAAUACCGGCAUCCCAAAGCUUCCCAGGUGACUGCUGCCGCCGUGGAGGGACAAACUAAAAAUUCUGCUGCUGCUGCCCGGAUUCUUUGCUUUGAAUAUUGAUGCACUAAAGGACAAUUUGUAUCCACUGGCUGUGGGCUAUAAAGAUUUUCAUUCACACAGAGGCAACCGACCUAAGAUGACUUUCUGGGACCUUUUUGUACACACCGGUGCCGAUAAGGUCCAAAUACACUGGGCUUAGAGGAGGCUUACAAAUCCUGUAGAGUUUUAGAUUUCCACCUUUAGAAUUAGGAAUAUUUUAUUUAAAUCAUCUGGAAUCUUCUUUUGUUUUUGCCACCGAGAAAUCUGAUAAAAGACCAAGGUCUUUGGUGGAUUCUGCUGUCGUCCAUAUUCAGCAGGUUGGGAGGGGGUAGCAGGAUGCCAGAGUUGGACAACUUUUCUCCUCAGAAUGAAGACAGAAGCCCAGAUCUGGGCCUUAACGGUCCAGCGGACCCAGCCCAAAUUCAGCACAGCAUCCUUGAGGAGCAGGUGGAGCUGUGGUGGUUCAGAGACCCUGGGCGGUCUUUACUUUGCUACUGUGUCUCGGUGCUCCUAAUCCUGGGCUGCGGACUUGGAGGCGUCGGCCUUCUCUCCACCACCACCAGCGUAUCGAGCGAAUGGCGGCUCGGCGCCGGCACGGCCCUGUGCUUGUUGGCCCUGGGUGUCCUGCUCAAGCAGCUGCUCAGCUCGGCCGUGCAGGACAUGAACUGCGUCCGCAGUCGACAUCAGAUAGACAUGCUGAAGAGCGGCGGCUUGUCCGACAUCUUGGUGGUUCUGAUCACUGGGAUGUCGCUGUUGAUUUGUGGAGGCGUUCUCCUGCAUUUGGCGCUGGUUCACCAUAUGCCGAAGCCGGGCCAAGCCCUCAAUGACAUGUACAUUUCUGGAAUGGUUUUGCUGGUGGGUGGAGGAGGUGCCGUCGUUGGCGUUGGAAUAUACACGGUGGUGGCUGUCCUGCUGGGGAGGUCGAGGCACGGACGGAGACUUGUAGAUCGAGUUCUCAAUGUGUUUACUGUGUCUGGACACAUGGACCACCACGCUCGCAGGGAGACCGCCUCCAGCUUGGCCAACCUCAUAUGAGGUCUGACUGCAGUGAAGCCAUGUUGGAUGGCUCCUCUUCCAACUUUAUUGGAGAAAAUUUAACCUGAACUAUCAAAGGAUUUACAAAAAAAAAAAACAAGAUUCAUUAUUUUCUUCAUUCAAAUGUGCAUGAAAGAAAAAUGAAAACAUUUGGGAAAUUUAAUGAAGCCAAUGGAUUACAGAGUAAAGAUCAAAUAUUUUAUAACAGUGAAGCACAAUGAUGACAAUAAUACAAAUAAUACAGUUGAAAUUAGUUAUUUACAUACACUGUAUAAAAAGACAUAACUAUUUUAUGUCAUCGUAAGUCAGCUAAGACAACAUUAUUCAUGUUUUUCUUGUUGCGUUUAUCAAAGUCAGAAGUUCAAAAGGAACUUUAAACAAUUUGAGAAAUUAUUUCAUGGCUUUGGAAGCAUCACAAGAUUGAAUAAAAACAAGACAACAGCUAAAACCUGGUGUGACAUUGUGGACAAUGAAUGGAAAUUUGUCAAAAUAUCAGGAAAAGAAUGGGCCGCCCUGUCUGGUUUACACGUUUGGUACCAUUUACUAGUUACAAAGUGAUCAUGACGAUAUUCUGGAACGGCCAUCGUACGCUCCUGAUUUUAAUCCCAUUAUAAGUCACCCAGAAUGUUUGAGACAACUUAUUUGUGGUAAAAGAAAAUUGUACCAAAUACCAUGGAAAUCUACAUAAACCUCUGAUAUAAACAAAGUAAAAAAAAAAAAAAACAAUGUUUAAAUAAUAUGGAAAUGAGCAAAACAAAAUUAUUUCAGUUAUUCUUAUUUGGAAGAUAUUGAUCUGCUUUAAUGUCAGUGAGAAAAAAAUGGUUAUGUAUCUUUUUAUACAGAGUAGCUACAUAUCUGGUUGGGACUGUACAUACUUGUAUAUUAAUAUUGUUGAAAACAUUUAAAGUGUAUGAAAUCUGGCCUUUAAUUCUGUUUAUUUAUGUAUAGAAUCUCUGCCAACAUUGGUACAACUGAUGAGAAGUUGGUGUUAUGAAGAGCAUCAACUUAAAGUAGAAAGGGGACAUUUUUUUAAUAAGAGGAUGAAUGUUAUUUUAAGUGAUUCUGAAUAUUCAGAGAGAAUACAAAAAUUUACAGUUCAGCACGUUGCAACUGUGGCAGCAGCUGUUGCUAUGAGCAGCAGCUAAAUGGAUUGUAAUAAAUGUCUUAAAAGUAA